This is a messenger RNA of Plectropomus leopardus (leopard coralgrouper), 4496 nucleotides long. NCBI's taxonomy places the organism in Eukaryota, Metazoa, Chordata, Actinopteri, Perciformes, Serranidae. The record is from RefSeq and is a predicted model, not a curated record.
UCUCAGCGAGAUGAGCAGGGAGUGAGGAAUGGAGGGAGCACGGCUGUUUGUGUUUACCAAACGGCAAGCUAGUUAAGCAUAUGAAUAUACAGGCCUCCUUGUAGCUAAGAGCAACCCAGCGAACAAAAGGAGAAAAUUAAUGGAGAAAUAAUGGACGAUUCCCAUUUCAACUCAUCAUACUUUUGGUCUCCCGUCCCCACUGUACAAGGACAGAUCGAGAACGCCAUGUUCCUGAACAAGGCAAAGGAGCAGCUGGGUCCAGAGAAGGCCAACGCGCCCUCCUUCCCUCACUCCUCUGCGUCUUCCACCUCCUCCCCCCACUACCCUACGGCUGUGCUCGCCAUACCCGGCUCAGUGGACGCAGGGUCCGGGGUGCGGCUGGUCCCCAAACAGGAAGGAGGUGGGGGCACAGGAGGAGGUGGCGGCGGCAUGAGUGCGCUCGGGGGACACCUGCACCAGUCGCACACCACACAGAACAUCACCGUUGUGCCAGUUCCCUCUACAGGCAUCAUGACUGCAGCGGGGUUAGUGAUCACCACCCCUCAAGGCACGCUGGUCCCCACUGCCUCCACACAGUCGUUUGUUGCUGGACACCCGACUGCCACCACCAUGAUAGUGUCUGCUGUGCACCCCUCAAAUACGGACAAAAAGGACGACAUUGCCAUCCCUCCUGCAGUUGUCAUGCCGACGCCAUCAAAGCGAGGCAGGAAGAGCAAACAGAUGAUGGGCAGAGUGGCCGGAGUGGGUGGAGUCCUCCCUCCAGGAAGUGAUGCAUUAAUAUUGGCACACCUCGCCGCUGGUGGACAGCACCACGCUGCUGACCCAUAUGACCUGUCAAAUGAUGAGGAUGAUCACACCAACAAAGAUGGCCCCAAAUCCUACAGGUGUCGGAUGUGUGCAGUGACGUUCUUCAGCAAGUCAGACAUGCAGAUCCACGCCAAGUCCCACACGGAGGCCAAGCCCCACAAGUGCCCCCACUGUUCCAAGUCGUUUGCCAACUCCAGCUACCUGUCCCAGCACAUCCGCAUCCACAGCGGGGCCAAGCCCUACACCUGCACCUACUGCCAGAAAACAUUCAGGCAGCUCAGUCACCUACAGCAGCACACACGAAACCACACGGAGGCCAAGCCCCACAAGUGCCCCCACUGCUCCAAGUCGUUUGCCAACUCCAGCUACCUGUCCCAGCACAUCCGCAUCCACACCGGGGCCAAGCCCUACGCCUGCUCCUACUGCCAGAAAACAUUCAGGCAGCUCAGUCACCUACAGCAGCACACACGGAUUCAUACCGGCGACCGACCGUACAAGUGUAACCAUCCUGGCUGCGAAAAAGCUUUUACUCAGCUGUCAAACCUACAGUCUCACCGUCGGCAGCAUAACAAAGACAAGCCGUUCAAGUGCCACAACUGUAACCGUGGUUACACAGAUGCCGCCAGCCUGGAGGUGCACCUGUCCACACACACUGUCAAGCAUGCCAAGCUGUUCUCCUGUGGCCUCUGUAACCGAUCCUAUACCUCGGAGACGUAUCUGAUGAAACACAUGAGGAAGCACAACCCCGACCCGCUAACAGUGGCAGCGACAGUAGCUGCUCAGCAGGCCCAGGGCCUCACGCCAGGCAGCGGCAGGGGCCGAGGCCGCGGCCGGGGGAGAGGCGGAGGAGGAGGUGCGGGCAGAGCGGGCCAGCUCCAAAGCCAGAACAACCCGAACAACAACACCCAGAACCCCAACCCUGGACCACCAGGCAGCUACCAGCCAGCCCAGCAGCCCACGGAGGCUGUGGUUCCAUGCCCGUUUGACCUGCAUCAGUACAAGACAGUGUCGGCCAGCGAGAUCCAGUACAAACCAGUCACUGUGGCGGACCUGCCAGUGGCCCACAAAGACCUCUGCCUCACUGUGUCCACGUCAGCUAUACAGGUGGAGCACAUGAACUCGUAGGCUGCGUCUUCCCACUCUGUUUGAGCAAUUACUAAUUGUGUCCGCAGUGUAAAAAGGUCCAUAUGAAAAAGUAAUUAACUGUGUUCAGUUUUAUAGUCUUCUUCAGCAAGAAAAAAUGGCUCAUAGGGUGGACAAUUUUACCAUUGUAAUAUUCAGAAACACAAGUAAGAUUUUAUUCACCCAUUGCCAGUUUUUUUCUUCAUUUUAAAGAAGCUCAUGCUGAAUACAGCCAUAAAUUACUUGUCAAAACACAGAUAUUUUACAAUGUGCUUCUCGAUUCCUGAACCCACUUGUGCCAAGAUCUCUCAGUAGAAAUGCUGGUCGAGGACACUGAUAGAAGUAGUUUACUCUUCAGUCGGGAGCCACAUUCCUCCAAAUUUAACUAAAACCUCGUCUAAGAUCAGGUUUGGCUUUUAUGUCAUUGUGAUUGCAAUGUCGAUUAAACCAAAAUCUGAAUUUUUAAUUAUAAUUAUCUCAUAUUUAGUCUAAUCUUACCUUUAAUCAACUAUUCCAAGAGUCAGUGGACCAGUAAUAAAAUUACUUUUUUUUAAUAAUACACUGAUCCAAAACCAGCAAUCCUCCUCUGAGAGUCUUGAUAAAAGAGGCUCACUGGUGUCCCUUCUCACCAUCGGAGGAUUAAGAUGUAAAAUAUCUGUAAAUUAAAAAAUGCCAUCACUCUCUGCACAUUAACGAUCAAGAGAAUGGUGUAAUUUUUUUGUUCAAAUCACAUUAAUCUGAACAUUCUCCAUUAUUUAGUUCAAGCCAAAACAAGGAGGAGAAACAAGACAAGGAAUCAUUGGCAAAAGACUGCAGUGAAGGACUAAUUAAAAAAACUUUGAAUGCCUUUUGAAUGACACUUCUGGACAACCGAGGUCGGAUCGGAGAGGCUGAACUGGAGCUUGAGAAAAUACUACAAAAGAAGAGAGGAAGCAAAAAAGAAAAUAAAUCAGUGCAUCAUUGGAUAAGGCUAAAACCUGGGACUGAAUCUCAAAGUGAUCACAAAUCCUGAUGUCUUUUUCUUUUACGCUCACCUCCCCUCAGACAGCGAGGAGUUGAGGAGGAACCGUUUCUUCGUGGGAGCCCAAAGUAUUGAAUAAAAGAGACGGACCGAUUCAAGAAUGCACUAAAAAAUGAGGAAUCUGCAGCAGAACGUGAUGGAAACAGAGACAGAGAAAACAGGGCUGGUGGGGUGGGAGGGGUCUUAAAAGAAAGCACUUGAUGAAGCUUGUACUUCACGUCUAUGUUUGUCAUUAUUGUACUUUUUUUUUAUAUAUAUAUCAUAUGUAUGUAUUUUUCUACCAACAGAGGAACGUGUGAACAAAUUCAGAGAGAAAGCAAAGUGAUGCAUGAAUGUGAAGGGAACAGAGAGAAAAGUCCUAACAGAGUGUUUUUGUCCCCUUUUUUGUUACUAUAAAAAGAAAGACGGUUUACUGUCCUCCAAUGAGAAAAGGCAGCCCAACUUGUUAUAGUCGGACAUUGAGGAAAUAAUGAUUGUGUGAUAAAAAAUGGCUGACAGGUACUGUUAUCAAUCUUUGUUUAAAGAACUUUUCAUACAUAUUAUUACUACUUUCAUUAUAACUGUAUUGCAAAUGUUAUCCACAUUAUUAUCAAUCUGAGGCAUUAUUGUAUUGCAGUAUGCUGUACAUAAAAUAGAUAGAAAAGACUUUUUCAUCUGUAAAAGGGAAGUAUGUCCUGUGUAAAGCAUAUAUGGAAACUAAAGGAACUCAAAUUAACAAGUACCAAAUCACUGGCUGUGUCCCAGGUCACCUUUGGUGCUGAUGGACUGUAACCACCAUGUUUUAAAAAAGUGUGUAAAAGAAUCAGAAAUUCAAGUUUGGGAGUUGCCCAAAAAGUUGGAAAAUUAUGCGAAGGAAUGUUUAAUUCUUUCUGUACUGUAGGAUUGUUUUUGCCAAGUUAACGAUACGUUUAUUUGGCUAAUAAGACAAGAUUGUGAAAACCAAUUUUUGAUCACAGAUGAGGGUCCAUUAACACCUCAACAAAUGGUCUGGUGAUAUUUUAAUGAUUAAAUAACAUAAAGUGAGGCUCGGUGACCUGGGACACUGCUGCCAUGUUUUUGUGCGCAAGCUAUCUUCUACCCAAUCAAAAUGUUCAAGCAGCCUGUACCAACUGGCUGAUUGUCUUCAUGUAUACUCCUCCUUGUAUUUCAUUGUGUCUUUUUAAUGAAAAAUAACAGAUUCUCAAUAUUCUUGUUAAUGUUAUUACCGAUGCUCCUGAUAAAUAGUACAGUUAUUAACUGCCCUCUUAUGCUACACUCUUGCAUACUGUAUGCACAGUUACACCUCUUGCUCAUCUGAACAGACUGUUUCUUCCCUUAAGGAGAAUAAAGUUUGAAAACAGUUUAUGAUGAAAAAAACCCACACAGUUGUCUGAUUUAUUUAAUUAAAAAAGGAGACUGUGUGUUACCGAUAACAAUGUGAUUAAAUCUGAGGCUCAAUUUAGGUCUGAUUUUUUAGUUGGAGUUAUAAAAGCCUUUUAGCAUUGACACAGAAGGUGAGAAAGACAUUCAUAUUUUUUAUAUUUUUUUUACUGAACCACUAAGUUUG